Messenger RNA from Gymnodraco acuticeps, 1154 nucleotides. RefSeq names its product sirtuin 2 (silent mating type information regulation 2, homolog) 2 (S. cerevisiae) (gene sirt2). Gene Ontology annotation, molecular function: NAD+ binding; histone deacetylase activity, NAD-dependent. The record is from RefSeq and is a predicted model, not a curated record. Lineage: Eukaryota; Metazoa; Chordata; Actinopteri; Perciformes; Bathydraconidae.
ACCAACCCGGACCGUGUUUCUGACGGACAACAACAACUGAGUGCUCGCUGUAGCAUAAACCAGGAACCUGUCGUAACUUCGUGAAAUCUGGGAUUUAAAUAAAUUGUCAAUCAGACCUUUGUGGUGAAAGCGUUUCAGUACACGGAUAAAUGUCUGAAGCAUCAGAACGUCCUAAAAAAGAAGAAGAAGAGGAAGAAGUUACGGCUGAACCCGAGGAGGACUCGGACGACAGCAGUGGAGAAGAGGCUGCAGGAAACACAGAGAUGGACUUCCUGCGUAACCUCUUCUCCAGCACGCUGGGCCUCGGAUCACCAGAGAAAGUUCUGGAUGAUCUGACUCUGGAGGGAGUGGCACGAUACAUAAAGAGCGGCAAAUGUAAAAACAUCAUCUGCAUGGUUGGAGCCGGAAUAUCCACAUCGGCUGGGAUCCCUGAUUUCCGCUCACCAGAAACUGGGCUGUACGCAAACCUGCAGAAAUAUAACCUGCCUUACCCUGAGGCCAUCUUCCAGAUCGAUUACUUUAAGAAACAUCCAGAGCCUUUCUUCGCCUUGGCCAGGGAGCUUUACCCAGGACAGUUUAAGCCGACAAUCUGUCACUACUUCAUGAAGCUGCUGAAGGACAAGGGUCACCUGAGACGCUGCUACUCUCAGAACAUCGACACCUUGGAGCGAGUGGCCGGAUUAGAGGGAGAGGAUCUGAUAGAAGCUCAUGGAACGUUCUUCACGUCUCACUGUGUCUCCUGCAGCAAGGAGUUCAACCUGGACUGGAUGAGAGAUCAAAUAUUUUCUGACGACGUUCCCCGAUGUGAUGGGUGCAGCAGUUUGGUGAAGCCAGACAUCGUCUUCUUUGGAGAGAAUCUACCUGUCCGGUUUUUCACUUCAAUGAAGAUGGACUUUCCUCGCUGUGAUCUGCUCAUCGUCAUGGGAACGUCUCUGCAGGUCCAGCCGUUUGCAGGUUUAGUCGGCAGAGUUUCUAAAAGUUGCCCCAGACUGCUCAUAAACAUGGAGAAGGCCGGGCAGGCGGAUCCUAUGCUCGGGCUGCUGGGUUUUGGAGGAGGCAUGGACUUUGAAUCAGACAAAGCGUACAGAGAUGUAGCUCACAUCAGUACAUGUGAUGACGGCUGUUUGGCCCUCGCUGAGCUGUUGGGAUGGAAG